Penicillium verhagenii is the source of this 2400-nucleotide messenger RNA. RefSeq lists its product as uncharacterized. The coding region runs from base 1 to 2400 and encodes 799 amino acids. The transcript has a single exon. NCBI's taxonomy places the organism in Eukaryota, Fungi, Ascomycota, Eurotiomycetes, Eurotiales, Aspergillaceae. The record is from RefSeq and is a predicted model, not a curated record.
AUGUUGAGUUUUCGCCUACAGCCGUGGGCCACUUUCAUCUUUCUCUUGAGCCCACUACUAGUAUCCGGGUUGGAGGAGAUCGUUACCUGUACCGCUUUGAAUGGAAUCGAGAAUGGAUCUUUUGAAGAUGGAUUCACAGACUGGGGAUUUGCUUCGUCUACCACGGGCUCGGUGGUGAGCGGCGAUGCAGCGGAUGGUUCAUACUACCUACAGGCUUCUAACUCUGAGGUCGAUGCGCUUUUAAUCUAUCAACGUCUCUCCAACUUACUGGUAGGCGAUUCAUACACAAUCUCAUUUGAGUAUCAGUUGGUUCCCAACAGCGCAAAUAUUGAGAUGAGCUGCAGACUAUACAUGUACAUGGAUUCAGUUAGCGCGUCUGGACUUCUCGCCCAGACCGCCGUGACAAUUAACGAGCAAACUGUUGGUUGGAGCACUUUAUCCACGUCAUAUACCCCUAGCAGUUCUGGAACUCAUACAUUUGAGAUUUACGGUUACUGUUCCGAUACCGAUAGGGUUUAUACUGGUGCGGCAUUGAAUAUCGACAAUGUGGUGAUCUCAGGGACCACGGCCAGCACGUGUACCACUGUGACCAUAACACCCACACCUACGCCAACUCCGACUCCAACUACAUCUUCGGUUGCUGUUUCCUCUGCUGUGCCGGUCUCUGCAUCUUCAGGUGCCGUGCGAUCUUCGGCUGUACCACUUUACUCGCCUUCCUCUUCCGCAUCAUUGACUGUCUCGACUUCUUCUUCGGCGUUGGCUCAGUCUGGCUAUUCACUUCAGUCCAGCACCCCGGUUGCUGUAUCAUCUUUUGUCGUGCGACCAUCCUCCAUCUUGCGGCCCUCCGUCUUGCCCUCAUCUUCCACAUACCCGUCCUUGGAUCCAUCGCGUUCUUCUUCGGUGAUGCCACAUUACAGAUCUUCGGCAUCUAUCCUUUCGCCAGCUUUGACAUCUUCCACUGCUAUCUUAGAGUCAUCUGCCGCUAAAUCGAUUCCUACUCCUCUCAAGUCUUUCAACCUAUCGUCCAGUCCUUUCCGUUCCUCGAAAGUUUCCAGCACUCCUCUUACUCACUCGAGUCGCACUACCGCUUCGCCUAGUGCGCCAUCGGCUAUCAGUGUUGGAGAAAGCUCGGCCCUCCCAUCUCCCGGCGUCGUCGGCACUGGCACUGGUAUUCCCAGAAUUCCCACAACCACCGGCACCACCGGCGCAGGAUUCAGCUCGGAGCCAAAUCAAUUUAGUACCUCUACUAUCAUGAGCACUCGCACCGCCACUAUUACGGCUUGUCCAUUGAGUGUGACGGACUGUCCUGCUCGUGAUAGAACAACUUAUCUGACCACUGAGACGGUAGUUGUCGAUACCACCAUUUGUCCAGUGACUGCCGCGGAGGCCACUCAGACCACCGGCAGUUCUACCGUUGGGUCUGGCUCUGAUGCUGGUGAUACAGACUACUCAACUUCCACCGUUCUGACUACUCGCACAGCAACCAUUACAGCUUGCCCAUCGAGCGUGACGAAUUGUCCAGCUCGUGAGAGAACCACUUAUCUCACCACCGAGACUGUUGUUCUCUCUACCACUAUCUGCCCAAUUACUGCUGCCAAGGCUACUCAAACCGCUUCUAGUGUCCCUAUUGGGGCUGGUUCAGGUCAUGCAAGCUACACAACUUCCACCGUUAUGAGCACACGUAUAGGUACUAUCACAGCUUGUGCUUCAAGCGCGACAGAUUGUCCUGCCCGUGAGAAAACCACUUAUCUUACUACCGAGACACUAGUUGUCUCCACCACUGUCUGCCCUGUGACAGCAGCCGAAGCAAGCGCUACUUCCGAGAGUACUUCUGGUGCGUCUGGCUUAUCAGGCUCGUCCUCUGGCUCGUCCUCUGGCUCGUCUUCGGGCUCUUCGGAAUCUUCGGGCUCUUCGGGCUCUUCGGACUCGUCUGGCUCUUCGGGCUCGUCUUCUGGCUCUUCGGGCUCUUCGGACUCGUCUGGCUCGUCUGGCUCGUCUUCUGGCCUCCUUGAUAGCUCAAAAACCACUGCGACCCUUACUCUUAUCCAAGUGCCUCAGUCUACGAUUCUUUCCACCGAUUCUGUCAAGAUUGAAGUCUUAGGAAAUCAAUUUCCCACCUCCUUUCCAACAUUGACUGCCACAAAAUUGCAUCAAUCAAUCAUAACCAAGGUCGCCAGUUCUUCAGUCCUUCCUUCUUCUUCUUCUUCUUCUUCUUCUUCUUCUUCUUCUUCUUCUUCUUCUUCUUCUUCAAUCGUCAUUCACCAAGGCAAAUUUGGAUCACCAACCACAACUUCCAGUGGUCCUGUUUAUACUGGUAGCGCCAUGUCGCAAAACAUUAUCUUCUCAGCAGGCUUGGCUUCGGCCUUUUCACUUUUUGUGGCCCUCAUUCUUGUUCUCUAG